This is a messenger RNA of Pelodiscus sinensis (Chinese soft-shelled turtle), 1838 nucleotides long. RefSeq names its product electron transfer flavoprotein regulatory factor 1 (gene ETFRF1). Gene Ontology annotation, cellular component: mitochondrion. Lineage: Eukaryota; Metazoa; Chordata; Testudines; Trionychidae. Gene Ontology annotation, biological process: respiratory electron transport chain. The record is from RefSeq and is a predicted model, not a curated record.
UACUUCUGACUCAGAUCUUCAUGAUAAGUAGUAGCAGGAGCCCCAUGGCAUGCUCAUGAACUUUCUAAAUCCUUUGGAUUCAAAGUGAAUGUACAGACUUUGAGCCCCAGAAGGUAAAUAAGUGCUAUGUUCAGUGAAAUAUGAAAAAAUGGCCAAUCUCAGAGGUGAAGUGCUGAAUCUUUACAGAAAUCUGCUGUACCUUGGAAGGGAAUAUCCCAAAGGAGCAGACUACUUUAGAAGCCGUUUGAAGGCAGCUUUCCUAAAAAAUAAGGAUGUGAAGGAUCCAGAAAAAAUUAAGCAACUAAUUGCUCGUGGAGAAUUUGUUAUAAAAGAGCUGGAGGCCUUGUAUUAUCUCAGAAAGUAUAGGGCUAUGAAACAGCGGUACUAUGAGGGUGACAAUAGGAACAAGUGAGCUAUAAUAUUGUUGACCCUGCACUUGUGACGAUGCAGGUUAGCGGCUGGGAUGAAUUGAUAAAAAAAGAAUAGUUAUGUUAAAGGCAAUGAGAUAAAUAUGUCCAAGUUAGUGGCUACAUUACUACAUUUAGAGUGGCUAUUUUAAUUAUUUAAAUAUAAAGUUCUGUGGCAUGUAAAAAUGAUCUUAUAGUGAUAGCUCUGAGGGUUUGCUCAUCAUUCUAAUCUAGCCUAAAUUGAAGUUCAUGCACAAAAAUACUCCGACAGAAAAUAAUCUAAUUUGUUUCCUCGCAUUUUCUUCACUAAAUAAAUGGAUUUAAGACUGAAUGCAAAUCAAAUGUAUAUGAACAAAAAAAUGCUAUGUAGUAUGGGAAAAAAGCUAAGUGUUUAACAUUGACCCAAACUUAAUAUUUUCUUGUUUUUUGAGUUUAUUGUAAUCUUAGUUUUAAAAUCUUAUGAAUCGUUUCCUACUCACUACAAAUGAAAACCAUUUCAAAAGUGCAAUUAGUUUAAAAAAAAUAUUUUAGUGGCUGUGUCAUUUUGGUACGUUAGCGGAUACUCUUAGCCUCUCUCAACUGUAAAAAAAAAAAAAAUCACUGUGUAUGGAAGAUGAUUAUUUAGAGAAACAUUUGCUAAGUGUUCACACCCAGAAUGUGAUGUCCUCUAGUUCUAGUCUGCUGUGAAAAUUUAUAUUUUUUGUAAAGAUUCACUGUUUCAGUGCUGAAAAAUCAUGCUCUGUGCUCCUGGUGUAGCACUUAUAUCAUGGCCACUAUUCCGGAAAGGGUGCCAGCAUUGCUAAUAUAGACCUAUGCUUGAAUUCCAUUUAAGAUCACAAGAAGAGGAAGUAAAAUGAAACUUUUAAAAUUACAUUUAAGUGAACUACUGAAGUGGCGUUGCUGGUUUAGCCGCAUUAUUUAUAUAAUUGACUUAGAGGUUACUGAAACUGUAAUAUACCAUUUUGUCUGAGAUAAAUGAGGUCUUUUUCAUUUCUACUAUCCUAGUUUGAAAAUGUCCUUCUUCCACACAAAUCUUUAUAGCUGCACUGCCUUUUUAUUUAGUACAAGAAGAUUUACCCAGUGCUGCUCAUUUAUCUGAGGGUGGGGCUGGAGGUAAGGGGUUCAGUAUACAGGCUGCCCCGUAGAGAGGAGAACCCUACCCUCUCUCACCUCAGCAGCAUGGGGCCAGAUAAGAAGCACCUCUGCAUGGUUGCUGCAACUCCAGCCUGGUGAUGGGUGCAUGUUGCCUGUCUGGGACAGUUUCAGAUUUGUCUCCCCCUGCACUCCGCAGAGUGAAAAAUGCAGUGAACUGUGAACUUUCCCCUUGCACCCUGAGGAAAGGGAGCAGCCAGCAAUGUUCCCAUUCAAAUUGGCUACAGUACCCUCACGAUUAGUUGGUAAGGGACUGUGCUCUGUCCCGGCUCGCACCUG